AUGGCGGCGGUGCAGCAGUACACGGUGGCGCUCUUCCUCGCCGUUGCCCUCGUGGCGGGGCCGGCCGUCUCCUACGCCGCCUACGCCCCCGGCGCCCCGGCCACCCCCGCCGCCCCAGGGACCCAGCCCAAGGCGACGACUCCGGAGCAGAAGCUGAUGGAGGAUAUCAACAACGGCUUCAAGGCGGCUGUGGCGGCCGCAGCCGCCGUCCCUGCGGCCGACAAGUACAAGGCGUUCCAGACCACCUUCAUCGCGUCCUCUAACAAGGCUUUCGCGGAUGCCCUCAAGGCCGCCGCCUCCGGCCAGACCCCUGCCAAGUCAGACUCCAUGUCCAGACUCUCCACCAGCCUCGAAUCCUCCUUCAAGCUCGCCUACGACUUCGCCGAGGGCGCCACCCCCGAGACCAAGUACGACACCUACGUCGCCAGUCUCACCGAGUCGCUCCGCGUCAUCUCCGGCGCCUUCGAGGUCCACGCCGUCAAGCCCGCCGAAGAGGAGGUCAAGGGGGUCCCCGCCCCCCAGCUCAAGACCAUCGACCAGAUCGACGCCGCCUACAGGACCGCCGCCACCGCCGCCAACGCUGUCUCGGCCGACAAAAAGUUCACCAUCUUCGAGUCCUUCUUCAACAGGGCCAUUAAGGAGAAUACGGGCGGCAAAUACGACAACUACAAGUUCGUCCCCGCCCUUGAGUCCGCCGUCAAGCAGGCCUACGCCGCCACCGUCGCCUCCGCGCCCGAGGUAAAGUACGCCGUCUUUCAGGCCGCCCUGAGCAAGGCCAUCAGUGCCAUGGUUGAAGCCGAGAAGGAUGCCAAGCCCGCCGGCGCCGGCGCCGGCGCUACUGCCGGUGGCUACAAAGCCUGA
Triticum turgidum subsp. durum (durum wheat) is the source of this 861-nucleotide messenger RNA. The record is from the annotation of a GenBank genome assembly. Lineage: Eukaryota; Viridiplantae; Streptophyta; Magnoliopsida; Poales; Poaceae.